AUGAUUUCAACGACCUUUGUGGAUGCGCGUGCACGUCGUCGACGGCGUCAAUUAUCAUCAGCGAGUUAUUAUAUAUCGGAUAUAAAUCCUUAUUCGAGUUCUUAUUCUGCUACAGCACCUCUAACAUACCCAUCGGGUUCAUAUUAUAAUGGUCCUAAUUAUGGUUAUCCAAAUAUGGGUGUUACUGGAGAUCAGCCUAUGUAUUCAGCGGAUAACAGUGGUGUUCAGAAUCAAUAUGGUGGAGGAUAUCCAUCUAAUUAUAACAAUAAUAAUCAGUAUCCGUUUGGAACAAAUCAGAAUUAUCAGCUUCCUAAUUUAGGAAGUACCUAUGGUAGUGGACUAUAUGGAGCAUAUGGAUCACUGUUGUAUGGUUAUGCACCUGUAGGAUUUAACAAUCAAUAUCCCAAUUGGCAACAAGGAAAUAUUGCUCAAUAUUAUACAGGUGGAACCGGUAGUGGUUUAUCUAAUCCUGGCUUUCAAUGGUAUCGAAAAUUUCGAAAUGUUCCUAUUCAAGGACAAUUAAAUGAAAAUUUCGAUCGUAAACCUAUGGGUCCAAAUCCACAAUUGCCUAUGGAAAACCAGGCCAUGCCCAAUGUUCGAGCUAAACGAAGAGUUCGAUCAAAUUUACAGAUAUGA
Messenger RNA from Rotaria socialis, 636 nucleotides. The record is from the annotation of a GenBank genome assembly. Lineage: Eukaryota; Metazoa; Rotifera; Eurotatoria; Philodinida; Philodinidae.